CCCCCUUCCUCCCCCCAGCCGCACAGCCCCGGCCACUGGAAACCAUGGGAGAGAUCCCUACGCUGGUGAAAAUCAAUGUCUCUCUCAAGAUCCAGCCGAACGACGGGCCGGUCUAUUUCAAAGUGGACGGGCAGAGGUUCGACCAGAACAGGACCAUCAAGCUGCUGACCGGGGCCAAGUACACGGUGGAGGUGGUGCUCAAGCCAGGGGUCGUGCAUGCCACGACCAUGGGUAUUGGAGGAGUGACUGUCCCCUUGGAAGAGAAAUCAAGAGAUCCCCAGGUCGUCUGUUACACUGGAGUCUAUGAUACAGAAGGAGUGCCUCAUACCAAAAGUGGGCAAAGACAGCCUUUACAGGUCAACAUACAGUUUAGUGACAUCGGCACUUUUGAGACAGUCUGGCAAGUCAAAUUCUAUGACUACCACAAACGAAAUCAUUGCCAAUGGGGAAACGCUUUUGGUAGCAUCGAGUAUGAAUGCAAACCCAAUGAGACACGCAGUCUUAUGUGGAUCAACAAAGAACUGUUCCACUGAAGAUGAACAAAGUGGACACUGCUGGACAAUAUUUAAAAAACAAACCCCACAACCUUUAAACCAGCACAAAGCCUUAACAAAGGCAUACUAUCCAGUUGCUUUGUCCCACAUGGUCCAAAUAAAAUGCUAAAUUAUAAAUACAGUAGGUGCCAUUAAACCUUGACACUUGCUACUUGCAGUAUGUAAACUUACAACGGUAUCUGCAUUACUCUUCAUCUUUGCAGUGGUGAUUUCUGCAGGCACCUUGUUAAGGUAAACACUGGUGCCAACUAGAUAUGGAUAAUACCUACUAAGCAGUAUCACUGGAUAUAAUACCCUUUGUGAAAUACCUUGCAUUAGUAAGAUUCAGCUGUAACUUCAUAUUAGUGAUGAUUUCUGUCUUUAUAUUUGUGUUGUCCUCAAAACAUGCUCCAUUGUGCAGUUUGUCUACGUCUUGUCUUGGUAGACAGCAGAAGUGCAAGUUUUGGAUGUUUGGAAAUUUAGGUGAAUGGUGGCUACUGCACUGUUGAAGUUGCAUUUUCAUAUUGGGAGACUUAGGCAUACUGAGUCUUCUCUUUCUGUUAAUGUUGUACAAUAUGCUGUGACUGGCUUUCCUAUUUCAAUGAGAUUUGGUAAAAUGUCACUCUUUUGCUAUGUUCCCUGGUUUCUGAAGUGAUUUUUUUCUAAAAAACUAAGCUACCAUGAAAACCAUUAGCAUAACAAAAUGUACAAACAAGCAAUAAAUUUGUGGUCUUAAACAUAAUUACAUAUCUAUUCAAGUUGCUGAUACAUAUCUUGAGUGUGUAUACUGCUCUAACAAAAUAUAAUGGUCACACCUAACGCUCUCUGAGUUGAUAGAGAAUCAUUCCGGUGAUAGCCUCUAUUUUUUUUUAUUUAUUUUUUUUAAGUCAAGGAAUAUUGCUCAAAUCAGUAGAAUCCUUCAAAAGAAAUGUUGAGGUGUGAUCACUGUACUAAAACUUCCAGACUUUUUUCAUAGCAGCCAGAAACCCUCAUGUAUGAAGAAAGCCCAGAUGCUGCAAAUGCUCAUGCAUGUGAGAGCAAACAACAGUCAAGUUGUAAGUAAAAUGCGUAAGUGCACACGUGUGCGUACACAUUGCAGGAUCAUGACUUAAGGUGCUAAGCAUGUAAUGUCUAAUGUUUACAGCUAAGAGGCACAGGGAAACAUAGAUCCAGAUCUCUGCUUUAUUUAUUGAAAGAUUGUAAACUACUAAUCUGUCCCACCUUCCAUCUCUGAUGGGUUCUCUAGGGUAUAUCAGUUGUUCUUGUAUCCCUCUGUGAAUAACUUUUAAAUCAUGUCUGUAAAUUGUAAUUGCAACUUUUGAUCUUUGUAAUAAAGGACUUGGAACCAA
Molecule: messenger RNA, 1882 nt
Organism: Pelodiscus sinensis (Chinese soft-shelled turtle)
Lineage: Eukaryota; Metazoa; Chordata; Testudines; Trionychidae
Gene: CNRIP1
Product: cannabinoid receptor interacting protein 1
Biological process (GO): negative regulation of signaling receptor activity
Cellular component (GO): plasma membrane
Molecular function (GO): type 1 cannabinoid receptor binding
Source: RefSeq, a predicted model, not a curated record